This is a messenger RNA of Neoarthrinium moseri, 585 nucleotides long. RefSeq lists its product as uncharacterized. The coding region runs from base 1 to 585 and encodes 194 amino acids. The transcript has 5 exons. The record is from RefSeq and is a predicted model, not a curated record. NCBI's taxonomy places the organism in Eukaryota, Fungi, Ascomycota, Sordariomycetes, Amphisphaeriales, Apiosporaceae.
AUGUCCGUACAACAGCCACUACAGCCCGUAGGAGCACAUGGAGCCGGCCAGACACAUGGUCAUAUGCAUGACCAUGACCAUCACUCUAAGCAGUCUGUCUCGCAAGAGAAACACAGCACUGCACCGGAAACUAAGCGGUACCACGCUCUGGACCUUGGCAGUAGUGGUGAUGGAAAACCUUUCCUUUCCGUGUUCGACAUUGACAAAGACGACGAUCAAAUGCUCAUUCUUGAGAAGGCCAAUCCCAAGGACCGCAAAUCUCCUUGGACUAUCAGCCUCAAUAAGUCAAAGCGUAACUUUCUUCAGCUUGCUGGCUCUACAGUGUCUUGUCAGCACCAACGAUACCUCUCUACAGAGGCUGCCGGCAAGCAACAAGAGUGGUACAUUUGUCGACGCAGCGACUCUAGCUUUGGUAUAGUUAGUGCCGGCUCAGAAGGGCAGUGCCUUGCACUGGACCCCAACGGCUCAACUAAAGGCAAGGCGGGAAAACCACUUUCAUGCCAGCUAUAUGUGGAAAAGGAGCAGUAUCAGAUGUGGAGUAUCUAUUUCCGUGAUGUCAAGGGGGAUUGGAAAGGUGUCAAAUGA